This is a messenger RNA of Fusarium fujikuroi IMI 58289, 690 nucleotides long. RefSeq lists its product as uncharacterized. The record is from RefSeq and is a predicted model, not a curated record. Bases 1 to 690 code for a protein of 229 amino acids. Lineage: Eukaryota; Fungi; Ascomycota; Sordariomycetes; Hypocreales; Nectriaceae. The transcript has a single exon.
AUGCACUCUUGCAACGACGCAGAAGUCGAGAUGCUCGCAACUGAGCUUCUCGGCGUCGCCACCUACAGCCCCUCGACAAGCCCAAUUUUCCGCGCAUUCUUUAAGCACUAUAAUGAAGUUUUUAGCCCGUCAGCAUUUGGCGACGCCAUUGCUGAGAUCGAGAAUCCUGUGUUGAAGUCGCACAAAGAUGUCCUGUCUUGCGUCCAAAUACUCAAAAGAAACCCGACAUUAACCUUGAAUGGGUUUCUCAACGCGGCCUUUUCUGGACAGGACGCCAGGCCCGCGGAGAAGGAUUAUGCAACAAGAGCAGUCGUCAGGGCCGCCUUCAUGGUCAACUGUGCGUCCAAGGACUACUACUCGGAAGGAUUUCAGUCUGUCGCCGCCACGCGCGUAAAGUGGGAACCGGAUCAAGGGUUUGCCGACUUUUUGGAGAGGGCUUUCACCCCAAAUCUGGUUUCAACUCUUGCCCAGGACGCAAAGAGGUACAGAGGCUCAUUGAAGGCAUGGAAACUGGCCAAAAGGAACAAGAUAAAGAUCCGGCCUACCAACAACUUGAUAGACCACCUGCUCUACGACCCGAAGGACCGGGUACUCAACGUGUUUCACCAGACCAUGUUCCUUCAGAGCCAGAUGAAGCGGUGGAAGGAUGUUGCUUUCAAUCUCAAUUUCGAGGAAAGCUUGAAACUGUAA